UCCCAACUAUAAUUUCCUUGCCCUUUGUGCAGAGUUGGAGCCUCGGAGUGGGAGCUUCAAAUAAUCCUGAACUUGAACUCUUCUUUUCCCAGUAGUGUCGUUAAUCAUAGGCCUAGUUCCUUUGAAAAAAGCUCGAGGUUUUGUUUUGCUGUCCGUUCAACUACACUUCAAUUCAAAACCCAAGACACACACCUACUUUAUAUCUGUUAGGUUUUUGGUUCUUGAUUAUUAUAUAAUACAUUGCCCGUCAGUUACCCUGUGUGUCUCAUAACUCCGCAUCAUUGCUUCUUCUUCACUUUAUAGCAGCUGCUCAUCACUGUGAUCUGUCUUUCUGAAGUUUCCAUGGAGAGCGUGGAGUUGAAGGUAGAGAUGGUAGGGAUCCACGAGAAAAGACUAAGGAAAUGCCUAUCAAAACUAAAAGGGAUAGAGAAAGUGGAAGUGGACGGAAAGAGACAGAAGGUGGUGGUAACGGGAUAUGCACACAAGAACAAGAUUCUGAAGGCAGUGAGGAGAGGAGGUCUCAAGGCUGAUUUCUGGUCUCCUCAGAACGAUCUUCUUGACGCUUAUACUUGUGCCUCUUAUGCUUCCUUCUCUUUCCACUCUUUCAACUUCUUCUAGUUCUUCUUCUCCUUUUUCCCCUUCUCUUUUCUUACCCCAAAAUCCAAUUUCAUUUAUUCUCUUCUAUAGUUUAAUUCCAGGAUGGUCUAUGUUGUUAUUACUCCUUAGUUACAGUAAUCACAUAUACUUUUUGUCAGCGAAUUAAUAUAGUUUUAAUUGUGAAGAA
This is a messenger RNA of Prosopis cineraria, 784 nucleotides long. RefSeq names its product heavy metal-associated isoprenylated plant protein 28-like. NCBI's taxonomy places the organism in Eukaryota, Viridiplantae, Streptophyta, Magnoliopsida, Fabales, Fabaceae. Gene Ontology annotation, molecular function: metal ion binding. The record is from RefSeq and is a predicted model, not a curated record. The coding region runs from base 343 to 618 and encodes 91 amino acids. The transcript has 3 exons.